Halteromyces radiatus is the source of this 2894-nucleotide messenger RNA. RefSeq names its product aminopeptidase. Gene Ontology annotation, biological process: peptide catabolic process; proteolysis. The transcript has 10 exons. Gene Ontology annotation, cellular component: cytoplasm. NCBI's taxonomy places the organism in Eukaryota, Fungi, Mucoromycota, Mucoromycetes, Mucorales, Cunninghamellaceae. Bases 110 to 2767 code for a protein of 885 amino acids. Gene Ontology annotation, molecular function: zinc ion binding; peptide binding; metalloaminopeptidase activity. The record is from RefSeq and is a predicted model, not a curated record.
UUUCUUUUUCCUUUUUUAAUAUUUUAUAUACUUUUUGGUUUUUUUUUCUUUUUUAAAAAAAAAGUUAAUAAGAAAUCUUUAUAUAUAUAUAUAUAUAUUUUUAUCAACUAUGUGCACACAACACGUUGAUACUUCUGACAGACAAAUCCUUCCUACUAAUGUCAAACCAGUACAUUAUGACUUAUCAUUACAACCUAAUCUAGAAACUUUUGUAUUUAAAGGUCAAGUCAAAAUAAAUUUGGAUGUAAUCGAACCAACACGCGUCAUUACUUUGAAUUCUCAUGAAAUCAAUAUCAUUUCAGCUACUCUUAUAGUCAACGAUUUUAGUCAAUCCUCUAUUGACAUCACUUAUGAUACCAAGAAAACUGAAGUUAAAUUAACUUUUCCUCAAGAAGUUUCUGCUCAUACAAAAGCUUUAUUGGAUAUCAAUUUUGAAGGGAUUUUGAAUGAUCAAAUGACUGGUUUCUAUAGAUCAUCUUAUAAGGACGAUCAAGGCAAUACAAAAUAUUUAGCAACAACACAAUUUGAACCAAGUGAUGCUAGAAGAGGAUUCCCAUGUUUUGAUGAACCUUCUUUAAAAGCAACUUUUGAUAUGACUUUGGUUGUUCCUUCUCAUUUGACUGCCUUAUCAAACACUAAUGUGAUUUUUGAAAUCAACAUCUCUGAUGAUCUAAAACAAGUAAAAUAUGCUACUACCCCUUUGAUGAGUACUUAUCUACUUGCCUUUGUUAUUGGUCCUUUUGAAUAUAUUGAAGCUUUUACCUCUGGUGAACAUAAUGGACAACCUAUUCGAUCUCGUGUUUAUACUUUACCUGGAUUGGCUGAACAAGGUCGUCAUGCUCUUAAUGUCUGUGUCUCUGCAUUGGAAUAUUUUGCUAAAGUAUUUGGUGAACCUUAUCCUCUUCCCAAAUUGGAUAUGGUGGCUGUUCCUGAUUUUGAAGCUGGUGCUAUGGAAAAUUGGGGUUUGGUUACUUAUCGUACUGUUUCAUUAUUGUUUGAUGAAAAGCAAUCAUCUAUUGUUUCCAAAAAGCGUACUGCCUAUGUUGUUUGUCAUGAAUUAGCUCAUCAAUGGUUUGGUAAUUUGGUUACAAUGAAAUGGUGGAAUGAACUUUGGUUGAAUGAAUCUUUUGCUACCUGGGUGGGUUGGCUUGCUGUGGAUAAUAUCUUUCCAGAUUGGGAUGUAUGGACUUCCUUUGUCAAUGAAGAUAUGCCAAGAGCUUUGAAUUUAGAUGCUUUACGAUCUUCUCAUCCUAUUGAUGUUGCUGUCAAUGAUCCUGCUGAAAUCCAUCAAAUUUUUGAUGCCAUUUCUUAUUACAAAGGUGCUAGUGUGAUACGAAUGUUAAGCUCUUGGUUAGGUGUGGAAACCUUUUUGGCUGGUGUUCGUCGUUAUGUUCGUAGACAUAAACUUGGCAAUGCAUCUACUGAUGAUCUUUGGAUGGCUCUCAGUGAAGAAGCGGGUGUAGAUGUUUCUCAAUUUAUGGACUUGUGGACAAAACGUGUUGGAUAUCCUGUUCUCAAUGUUACCAAAGAAACUGGAAACUCAAUCAAAGUAGUACAAUCUCGAUACCUUUCCACAGGUGAUCUUCAAGCUGAAGAGGAUGUCACUGUCUGGUGGGCACCCUUGGGUAUGCUUGUUCCUAAUCAAGUAGCUUCUUACACAUUGACUGAAAAAUCACAAUCUUUCCCUAUUCCUGAUGAUGGUUUAUUCAAAUUGAAUGCUGGUCAAACUUCUGUUUAUCGUGUAAACUAUCCUAUUGAAAGUAUUCGUGUUUUGGCAGAAGAAGUGAAGAAAGGAUCAUCUGGAUUAUUGACAAAUACUUCUGAUCGUGUUGGUUUGAUUGCUGAUGCUGGUAACUUGUGUGUUAGUGGUGAACAAAGUACAACCGCAUUCUUGGAACUUGCCCAAGCUUUCGUUAAUGAAGAUAAUUAUUUUGUUUGGUCUCAACUUAGUACUCAUCUUAGUAAUAUUCUUGGUGUUUGGUAUGAACAACCUGAACAUAUCAAAGAUGGUUUGAAAGCUUUACGAAAAAGUCUAUUUGCACCAGUAGCUCACCGUCUUGGAUGGGAAUUUGCGGAAACGGAUGAUUAUUUAACCAAUAUUUUACGUGUACUUGCCUUGACGAAUGCUGGACGAUCUAACGAUACUACCACUGUGACUGAAGCCAAAAAACGAUUUGAUAAGUUUGUUGCUGGUGAUAUGGAUGCUUUACAUCCUAAUCUUCGUGGACCGGUAUAUGGUAUUGUCCUAUCCAAUGCUGCUAAUGUGGAAGAAGAAAAUGCAGUUUGGGAAAAGAUUCUUCAAAUGUAUCACAAUGAAUGUUUGCCUACUGAUCAACGUUUGAUUGCUUUGAAUUCUUUGGGUGGUGCUAAGAGUGAAGCUCUUAUUUCAAGAUAUUUGCUUAUGAGUUUGGAUGAAAAAGAAGUCCGUGGUCAAGAUUCUAUUUAUGUAUUUGGAUCAUUGGCUGCCAAUCCUGAUGCUCGUUUACUCUUCUGGCAAUUCUUUACACAAAACUAUGAUCUCUUGUAUUCCAAAUUCUGUAAAACCAUAAGUCUAUUUGGUGCCGCUGUUCGAUCUGCUGUUGGUGGAUUCUCCUCUUUGGAAAAACUCGAAGAAAUUGAAGCAUUCUUUGCUGAUAAGGAUACUAAGGAAUAUGCUCGACCAUUACAACAAGCUUUGGAAGGUGCACGUGUGAAUGCCAAGUGGUUAUUACGGUCCAAAGAGAGCGUUGCUUUGUGGGUUCAAAACAAUGCCGAUCAAUUCAAAUAAGAAAAUUUUAUUUUAUCUCCCCAUAUCGAUACAAUUUCAUCACACAACAAUCAUCAUAGUAUCGUUUAUUCUUUUUUUUUUUUCAUUCAAUAUACAUAGUUUAUUAUAUCAUUAAAAUAAAAAAAAG